UGAUGAUAGUAUGAAAGGGAGGACAAAUAGCAAAGAAAUAGGAGAGAAGAAAGAAAAUGCCGCUCGCCAAAUACUACUGCGACUACUGCGACAAGCAAUUCCAAGACACGGCUUCUGCUAGAAAGCGCCAUCUCUCCGGCAUCCAACACCAGCGCGCCAAAUCUCUCUGGUACGACUCCUUCAAAGAUCCAUAUCGAAUUCAAUCUGAUGGCUUUGGAAAGGGCGUCUGCAAUCAUUUCGUCCGGACGGGAUUUUGCCAGUAUGGUGAUGCAUGCAAAUAUUUCCAUCCUAAGCAAAAUAUACAAAACCCAACUCAAACCAUAUCAGGAAUGAGUUCUGGAAUGACUCUGCAGCCACCAAUUAUUUUGGGUGGUCCGCCUGUAGGAGGCCCUCUGUCAGGGGAUGUGGUUAGAGACGGUACAAGAAUUUCAUUGGGGAACUUACCACCAUCACUGCAGCCACCUCCAGAAGGGGGAUAUCCACACCUCCCUUUUGUUGACUGGGGAUAGAUCUUGGUCUUUUCCUUCCAAGUCCAUUCCUUCUACAAUCUUGAGCUACUUUGGUAUAUCUCAGCGAAAUCAGCCAAAGGAGUGCCUCUCCUUUUGAUCCCUAAUCCUAGAGCCCCCAUGGCAAAGGUAAUUGGGCUCUGUGUCUGGAAAUAUUGAGGAACCUUUGGGAUUGAAGUGAAGUAGAUCAGCAAUUCGUUGCAGUUAAAUCCUAUUGGACCAAAAUACCCUUGGCGGCUAUCUUGUGUUAGGAUUAGAGCUUGAUGAAAGAAGGAGAGUGCGCGUGCAUUAGGAUGGGUGAGGGUCGCAACUAUGAUGCGGCCAGAAGCUGACACAUGUGAGAGAAUUCUGAGUAUAUUUGAAAUUCCAGCAGCAUCAAGGCCAGAGAUUGGUUCUUCAAGAAAGAGGACACUUGGGUUUGCAGCAAGCUCAACAGCAAUGGUGAUCUUCUUCGCUAUCUCGAAGGUUUUUCCGGUGGCAUCACGGAGGGACCCAACAAGUUGGUUAGCAUAAAGCUUCAAGCCGAGUUGGUCGAGGAUUAGCUCGACAUGGAUGUGGCGGCUCAUGGAGCUGAUUGUUCGGUCAAGCCGGAGGCCAGCACUGAAAAGGAGGGACUCGCGCACAGAAAGGUAAGGCUGGUGGGCGUCUAGCUUCUCAACAUAGCCAACAACUCUAGAAAAGGCAUUAGACAGGUUGUAGCCAUUGGCUUGGACCUCGCCAUUAAGGCUGCCAUCUGGAGGGACUCUGCCAGAGAGGCAUUUGAGGAGAGUGGUCUUACUUGCUUUGGAGCCACCUAAUAAGGCUAGCAUGGUUCCAGGUUUAGCAUAGCCAGUGAUACUGUUGAAAACUUGAACUCUUUCUUUCAGUCUGGCAUCAUACCUGUGGCAAAGGUUAAAAUAGAUUUAGGAGAUGAAGAGAUUCAUGCUAUUGAUGCAAGAAGAGAUUCAUGUACGUGUAGAUUCAGGGGAAUUUUGUGGCAGUGAGAUUGUGAGCAUCUGAUCGAAUGAUAGUUGGAAAAAUCUCAACGUACCUAGUGAAUGAAAUAUCCAGGAACAAGAGUGUCACUGGCACAACUGGCAGGCCUAGCCGGCCCCACUCCAUAUCUAAUCGAAACUCCUCAAUCCAAUUUCCAACCCCUCCAACAUCCUCCACCACACUGGGACCUGACAUGGGUGUCCGUGGCCUGGCAUGCUUGGAAAUGCUGGAUUUGUCUGGAAACUCAUCAUAACCAUCGGAUGAACACCACCCAUUUUCAGUAUCCUCCCUGUAAUUGCUUAUAACUGGUGUCUUCUUCAGCUGUGGCAACGAUGAGCUUGUCCCUGUGAAUUCUAUCUUCUUCAGAGCCACCAAUGCUGACAAGAUGGUGAUGGCUGUCCACCCCAAUAAAAUGACAUAAGGAAGCCAUGGCUUUCCAGAGUCAUCAGAUAGUUCGUUGAAGGCCAAGUAGGCUUUUCCAACUGUCAUUGUUGGAAACUGGUCACAGAAUGGCAUUUGGUUGAGGUAUUUCGAGCAGGGGUCAGUGUAGCCUUUGGAGAACUGGAGGUCACAGAAGGAGACAUUGGCCCAGUGAAUCGGGUUCACAUACACGAGCCAUUUCCAGUAGAGAGGGAUGUUAGAUGGGUAGAUUACAAAGCCACUGAAGAGCAGGAAGAUGGAGACAAUGAGGCCUGCAAUGAAUUGAGGAUAAAAACAGAGAAUAUGGUAAUCUAGAUUCCUGAUAGAAAGGGUUUCUUGUAACUUUCUAGUUCUUUUUUUUUUUUUUUUUUUUUUCCUUUUUUUAUUUGUAAUUGUUUAGCGAUUUUCUUCUCAUGAUGUUAAUAAUACCUGCCAAAGCAUUUCCUACUUCUGGAAUGGAUGAAAUCGCACCGAGGAAGAAGAA
This is a messenger RNA of Magnolia sinica, 2385 nucleotides long. RefSeq names its product zinc finger CCCH domain-containing protein 3. Gene Ontology annotation, molecular function: nucleic acid binding; zinc ion binding. NCBI's taxonomy places the organism in Eukaryota, Viridiplantae, Streptophyta, Magnoliopsida, Magnoliales, Magnoliaceae. Gene Ontology annotation, cellular component: U12-type spliceosomal complex. The record is from RefSeq and is a predicted model, not a curated record. The transcript has 6 exons. Bases 57 to 509 code for a protein of 150 amino acids.